AUGCCUCGUCCUAAGCGCAGCAACAAGCCAGCCAAGGAGCGCACCCUCUCGCGCAACAACGCACAGGGAGGGAACUGGAAGGUCAUCGAGCAGACCAACCCAGACUUCUUCAGCUACUACAAGACACAGAAGAUCGUCCCGGAGGACGAGUGGGACGACUUUGUCAAGGCGCUGAGGGAGCCCUUGCCGACUACCUUCCGCCUCACCAGCUCGCGACCAACGGCCCACGCCUUGAACGAGCACAUCAAGCAGGUCUAUGUCCCGUUCCUCACCGGCCUCGAGUACGAGGGCAAGCAGCUCCAGCCUCCGAAGCCCAUCGAGUACCCGAACCAACUCGCCUGGCAACUGCCCGUCCCGAAAUCCGCCCUGCGCAAGAACGACCACAUGCGCAAGUUCCAGCACUUCCUGGUGUACGAAACCGACGCGGGCAACAUCUCUCGCCAAGAAGCCGUCUCGAUGAUCCCUCCUCUCUUGCUCGAUGUCCAGCCGGGCCAUACCGCGUUGGAUAUGUGUGCUGCGCCUGGGUCGAAGAGCGUGCAGAUCCUCGAGGCGCUGCAUGGACCUGCGCUUCAUGCAGGAGCGGGCGACAAGGAUGUCUCCCCGCAAGGGUUGUUGAUCGCCAACGACUCGGACGCAAAGCGCUGCCACCUCCUCGUCCACCAGUCUCUCCACCGCGUUCCGGGAACGGGAAUGAUGGUCACGAACCACGACGCGACGCAGCUUCCGUCGCUCCGGUUGCCCAAGGACGACAAGGUCCUCGACGGACGGCUCAAGUUUACGCCCGAGGACGAGCGCGAGAUGGCCAAGACGCCGAAGGGGCGCGAGCGGGCGCAGAAGGAGUACGACGGGAUGCUGUUUGAUAGGAUUCUCGCGGACGUGCCGUGCUCGGGUGAUGGGACGCUCAGGAAGAACCUCGGGAUUUGGAACGACUGGACCGUCGGGAACGGGAUUGGCUUGCACACCCUCCAACUGCGCAUCCUCCUCCGCGGCAUCCAGCUCCUCAAGCCCGGCGGCCGCCUCGUCUACUCAACCUGCUCGAUGAACCCAAUGGAAAACGAAUCCGUCAUCAGCGCCGCCCUCUCCCUCUGUCCCGAGAUGUCGAUCCUCCCCGUCCCCGAUGCUCUGCCAGGCCUCAAGCGCAGACCGGGUUUGACGAGCUGGGACGUGUUGGAUAACUCGCUCAAGACUGCGCCGAGGCCGGGGUCGAAGGACGCGAAGGCGCCGGAUGCGCCGGAGCAGCCGGAGGAAGGGGUGGCGGUCGAGCAGGACAACGACAAGUCUACCGUUGGCGGAUCGAGGGGCAAGGGCAAGGGGAAGAAGGGUAAGAAGGCUGACGGGCCGAACAACGUCGACAAGAAGGGUCAGCGCAAGGCUUGGACCGAGACGUUGUGGCCUCGCGGCGACGAGAAGGAGAAGGGCCUCGAGCAUUGCUUGAGGCUUUAUCCGCACUUGCAGGAUACCGGGGCGUUCUUCGUUUGUGUGUUGGUCAAGAAGGGGGAUGCGCAGCCGGCGCAGGUGGAGAUGAGGAAGGAGGAGCAGAAGAUGGAGGUUGAGGAGGGCGCAAAGGCGGCGGAGAAGCGCGAGCGGUCGGCGACGCCUACGCCUGUCGACGGCCAGCCCGAGGCGAAGAAGGCGCGUCGGGAGCAGGAACAGGCGCCGGUGGAGGUUGUCGCGAAGGAAGACGACGAGAAGAAGGAGCACAUCAUGGGCGGUGGACGACCGUUCAACGAGGAGCCGUACAUCUACCUCCCGGGACUCGAGGACGAGCAGAUCCAGGUCAUCAAGGACUUCUUCGGCAUCUCGGACUCGUUCCCCGUCUCCGACCUCCUCGUCCGCAACGCAGCCGGCGCCGCCCUCCGUUCCGUCUACCUCACCUCAGACCUGACGCGCAAGCUCCUCCUCUCGAACGCCUACACGCGCAUGCGCCUCAUCUCAUGCGGCGUCAAGCUCUUCACGCGGCAGGACUCGAGCAAAGACGGGACGUAUCGGUGCAAGUGGCGGCUCAACUCGGAGGGCCUCGAGGUCGUCCGACCGUUCUUGGAUGAGCGGAGGAUCUUGAAGGUCGGGAAUGAGACGCUCAGGCAGGUCAUGGAGGAGGUGUCGGUCAAGUUUGAGGACUUGAAGGAGGAGGAUGUGCGCGAGCGCGUGAAGGCGAUGGAGCCGGGAAGCGCGAUCCUGCGCGUCGAGAAGGCCAAGGGCAAGGACAUUGAGAUGGAGGAGGACCUCUACCUCGCUUUCUGGAUCUCCAAGACGAGCUGCAACCUGAUGGUCGAGAAGCUCGAGAAGAGCGCCCUCUCGCUCCGCCUCUACGCAGAAGACGUCACGCCCCACUCAAAGGCCAAGGUCGCCGCCGCCAAGUCAGCAGCCGACACGCCCGCAACGACCGACGCUGAGACUGCCGCCGCGACGGACGCCGUCGAGGAGGAGGACGGCGAGAAGGUCGAGGCGGAGGAGCAGGUCGCGAAGGAGGAGGCGGGCGAGGAGAGUCUCGCUACGUCGGCUGCCGAGGCAGCUUAG
Rhodotorula toruloides NP11 is the source of this 2517-nucleotide messenger RNA. RefSeq names its product tRNA (cytosine-5-)-methyltransferase. Gene Ontology annotation, biological process: tRNA methylation. Bases 1 to 2517 code for a protein of 838 amino acids. Gene Ontology annotation, cellular component: nucleus; cytoplasm. The transcript has 9 exons. The record is from RefSeq and is a predicted model, not a curated record. Lineage: Eukaryota; Fungi; Basidiomycota; Microbotryomycetes; Sporidiobolales; Sporidiobolaceae. Gene Ontology annotation, molecular function: tRNA (cytidine-N5)-methyltransferase activity; tRNA binding.